Molecule: messenger RNA, 7195 nt
Organism: Pogoniulus pusillus (Red-fronted tinkerbird)
Lineage: Eukaryota; Metazoa; Chordata; Aves; Piciformes; Lybiidae
Gene: JAKMIP3
Product: Janus kinase and microtubule interacting protein 3
Exons: 25
Coding region: 393-3101 (902 amino acids)
Molecular function (GO): microtubule binding; kinase binding
Source: RefSeq, a predicted model, not a curated record
GGCUGUGAGCUCAUCCUCCCUGCAGGGAGCAGGAUGGACAGAGCAGCCCCCAGCCUCUGCAGCCAACCUGGGAAAUGCAGCUUCAGCCUUUCCUGCCUCCCUUAGGCUGCUCCAAGUCUCCUCUCCUCGGGGGCUGCGCACGCUGCCCUGACCUUCUGAACCUCCUUAACUGUGCUCGGACAGGGAAUAGAUCUGCUCCGUUGUGGUUUGGACUGCGAGCAAGGAUGAAUAAACCAAAGCAUUGAAGGUCAUUGUCCAGCAAGAUCAUUAUCCACCUGCACAAGGCAAGUAAGAAAAUGUAGAGGGAGGGAGGCAAGGACAAGAAGCCCGGAGCAAGCACUGGGCCAGGGGCCUCUGGGCAGGACCUCCCCUCCCUGCGGCGCAGCCUCACCAUGUCCAAGAAGGGCUCCAGCAGCCGAGCUCGGGGGGAGAAGCCGGACGCCUUGGCUGCCUUGCAGGCUGCCAAUGAAGAGCUCAGGGCCAAGCUCACCGACAUCCAGAUAGAGCUGCAGCAGGAAAAGAGUAAGGUCAGCAAGUUGGAAAGAGAGAAAAACCAGGAGGUGAAGCAGAUCAAAGAGCACGAACAGCAUAAAAGUACAGUGGUGGUGACAGAGCUCAAGGUCAAACUUCAUGAAGAGAAAAUGAAGGAGCUCCAAGCUGUUCGAGAAACACUCUUGAGGCAGCACGAAUCUGAGCUGCUUAGAGUAAUAAAAAUUAAAGACAAUGAAAUCCAGAGACUGCAAACCCUGCUCAACUCAGUACGUGAUGGGGCUCCCGACAAGGUCAAAACGGUGCUGCUGUCAGAGGCCAAGGAGGAGGCCAAAAAGGGCUUUGAGGUGGAGAAAAUCAAAAUGCAGCAAGAGAUUUCUGAGCUGAAGGGGGCUAAGAAACAAGUGGAAGAGGCUUUAACCAUGGUCAUCCAGGCUGACAAAAUCAAGGCAGCAGAGAUAAGGAGUGUCUACCACCUGCACCAGGAGGAGAUCAGCAGGAUCAAGAGGGAGUGUGAGAGGGAGAUCCGUAGGCUGAUGGAGGAGAUUAAGUUUAAAGACAGAGCAGUCUACGUGCUGGAGAGAGAGUUAGGGGUUCAAGCCGGGCAUGCUCAGAGACUGCAGCUCCAAAAGGAGGCUUUAGAUGAACAACUUUCCCAGAUCAAAGAGUCUGAUCGGCAUCUGAGCAGCCCCAAACGGGAACUUCCUUAUCCAAGUGGUGCAGGAGAUGCUUCAGAUCAUUCAGGAAGCCCUGAACAGCAGUUGGAUGAAAAGGAUGCCCGGCGCUUCCAACUGAAAAUUGCCGAGCUGAGCGCCAUCAUUCGCAAGCUGGAGGACAGGAACGCGCUGCUGUCCGAGGAGAGGAACGAGCUGCUCAAGCGCCUUAGAGAAGCUGAAAGUCAGUACAAGCCCAUCUUGGACAAGAACAAGCGCCUUAGCAGGAAGAAUGAAGAGCUGUCCCACGCCUUACGGCGGAUGGAGAACAAACUGAAGUUUGUGACCCAAGAGAACCUCGCCAUGAGACAAAGAGCAGGAUCAAUCAGGAGACCAAGCUCCUUAAAUGACCUGGAUCACAGCCAGGAGGAAAGAGAAGUUGACUUCCUGAGACUACAAGUUAUUGAACAGCAAAAUAUCAUUGAUGAGCUCUCCAAGACCCUGGAAACUGCUGGCUACGUGAAGAGCGUUAUGGAACGUGACAAGCUGCUGAGGUAUAGGAAGCAGAGGAAGAAAAUGACCAGAAUUCCCAAGAAGCCAGUGGUGGAGACAUUUUUUGGCUACGAUGAAGAAGCUUCCUUGGAGUCUGAUGGUUCCUCUAUCUCCUACCAAACUGACCGGACGGAUCAGACCCCUUGCACUCCUGAGGAUGACUUGGAAGAGGGCAUGGCCAAGGAGGAGACGGAGCUGCGGUUCCGGCAGCUGACCAUGGAGUACCAGGCUCUGCAGCGAGCCUAUGCCCUAUUGCAAGAACAGGUUGGAGGAACACUGGAUGCAGAACGAGAAGUUAAGACACGUGAGCAGCUCCAAGCAGAAAUACACCGGUCACAGGCUCAGAUAGAAGACCUGGAGAAGGCUCUGGCUGAGCAGGGGCAGGAUAUGAAGUGGAUUGAGGAGAAGCAAGCACUGUACAGAAGAAACCAAGAACUGGUAGAGAAGAUAAAACAGAUGGAAGCUGAGGAAGCUCGCCUAAAACAUGAUGUCCAGGAUGUGAAGGAUCAAAAUGAGCUCUUGGAGUUCAGGAUCCUGGAGCUUGAGGAGAGAGAAAGACGAUCGCCUGCCAUCAACUUCCACCACGGCCCCUUUACGGAGGGGAAAAGCCCUCUCCAAGUCUACUGCGAGGCAGAAGGUGUAACAGACAUAGUAGUAGCAGAGCUGAUGAAAAAGUUGGACAUUUUAGGGGAUAACGCCGUAAGUAACCUGACCAAUGAAGAGCAAGUAGUUGUCAUCCAAGCAAGGACAGUCCUCACCUUGGCUGAAAAGUGGCUCCAGCAGAUAGAAGUGACCGAGUCUGCACUGCAGCAGAAGAUGCUGGAUCUUGAGAAUGAAAAGGAGCUGUUCAGCAAGCAGAAGGGCUACCUGGAUGAGGAGCUGGACUUCAGGAAGCAGUCCUUGGACAAAGCUCACAAGCAAAUUCUGGAAUUAGAAGCCAUGCUCUAUGAUGCCCUGCAGCAAGAAGCUGGAGCCAAAAUCUCCGACCUUCUUUCAGAAGAGGAGAAAGAGAAGCUGAAGAGUGCUGUAGAGCAAUGGAAGAGGCAGGUCAUGAGUGAGCUCCGAGAGAGGGACGCCCAAAUCCUGCGCGAGAGGAUGGAGCUCAUCCAACACGCACAGCAGAGAAUUAAAGAGCUAGAAGAAAGAAUUGAAGGCCAAAAAAGACAAAUAAAAGAGUUAGAGGAAAAGCUUUCAUUCUUUGGUCAUAGCCCUUCAGGCCACAUGCAAAAGCCUUCUGAGGAAGCUACAAUGGCUUCUGCUGCUGCUGACGAGAAGACAGCAUGGACUACCCAGCCAGAAAAAGAGACUUUGCCAUCUAAGAACCCCCAAAUAUCUCUCUUACUUUGCUCCUGGCAAUGGCAGGUGCAAUCUCUGUGGCCCUUUCAGACUGAAGCUGAACUGGGGUAGGUGGCAGGUUCUGCCCAGGUGACAUCUGCACUGCUGGCACCUCGGACUGAGCUCUUUGAAAAGCCAGAACAAUACCAACCAAGAAGGAGAAGGAAGCAAAAAGAAACCCUCCCCCUCCUACAGCCACAGGCUCCUUCCUGGGGUCCUGGCUCUGCUGCUGGAAGCAGCUCAGCUCUGCUUCAGGAGCGAUUCCUUCGUUCAGAUCAGCUGAAUAGAUUCUGGUUCCCUGCUAAGCAGGCAGUCAACUGCUUCUUUGUAGAAGUGACCACGUCCUGGUUUGUGUGUCGUGCAUUGCUGUUUGGUAUUCAUAGCUGCUGCAGCAUCUGGCUUGGAAGAAGAUGAUGAUUUGGGGAAGAGUUCCCGAGGAGUAACUCAUGGAAAGAUUGCUGUGAGUGAAGGUGGAGUUGAUUGUCCCAAGGUAUUGACUCGUGACACAGGCUGUGUCCCAUGCUUUGUGGAAUAACCCACAAGCCCAGUUUGAGCUUGAGGAACACAGAACCUGAGAAUUGUUUUGGUGGGGAAGACCUCUAAGAGCAUCGAGUCCAGCUAUCAACACAACACCACUGUGGCCAUGAAACCAUGUCCCAGAGUGCCAUGUCCACAUGUUUCUUGGACACCACCUUGGCCAUGAAACCACGUCCCAGAGUGCCAUGUCCACAUGUUUCUUGGACACCACCUUGGCCAUGAAACCAUGUCCCAGAGUGCCAUGUCCACACGUUUCUUGGACACCACCUUGGCCAUGAAACCAUGUCCCAGAGUGCCAUGUCCACACGUUUCUUGGACACCACCAUGCGGCUGUAAAGGACAUGAAGCUUUGAAGGACAUGGAGAAUAUGAAGGACAUCAAGCUCUAGGAUUUGGGGAGUUUUCAGUAGACCAUGGCCCACAGCAUGAUGAGAAAAACAGCACAAUAAGUCAUCAUUUGCUGCCCCUGGAUGAUGCCAAAAGGCUUCACACUGCCCCAGCAAGAAAUUUUGACCCAGAAGAGCAAGCAUAAACUGCAUCAUCCCUGAUCCACACACUUUGGGCUGGACGAGGUGGCAAGGGGGAAGAGAUUUUAUCACCUUCAGGCAAAGGAGCACAAGAGCCCAAGCCCAGGGGAUCAGCACAGGAACCACUGAAGGAAAAAGGAUCCUCUGGAAAACCAGGGAAAACCCAGAAGAGAUCCCCCAUAGGAAUCACCAGAUAGGAAAUGCAGCCAGGUCACAAAAAUGGGGCUGCUGGGCAAUGUCAAGAGCAAGCUCCUAUCUGCAGCCCUCCAUGGCUGCAGAGCCACAAUGGUCCCAGGGGGCAGGAUGGUGGUGGAAGAACUUCUCUUGGAAGCACCUGGCAGGAAAAGCAGAACUCUUGACAGGUUCCUGCACCACCCCCCAAAGCUUCUGCUGGGUUUGAAAAGCUGUGAAGAAAAUCCCCUGACACUGAAAAUUCUACCAACUCUCUGUGGAUCACCUGCUUUAAACUGGACAGUGAGCAGCAAAGGAGCUGAGCUGCAAAGAUGAGAGGAGAUGAGCUGGUCAGGAAGAGUUACAGUGAUGCUGGAGUGAGAUGAUGUUUAACUCAGAGAUUGUGGAUUUGUCUCAGCUUGUGGUGGGAUUACAGAAGUCAUUUUGGACAUUAGGAGGAAGUUCUGCACACUGAGAGUGGUGAGACACUGGAUCAGGUUGCCCAGAGACGUGGUUGAGGACCCAGCCCUGGAGACAUUCAAGGUCAAACUUGAUGUGGCCCUGGGCAGCCUGCUCUAGUUGGAGGUGUCCCUGCUGAGUGCAGUGAGGUUGACCAAGGUGACAUCUGAGGGUCCCUUCCAACCUGAUGCAAUCUGGGACUCUCUGUAACGUAACAAACUCCAGUUCUCCCAGACACCAACACCAGGGUUACAUCAGUGAGCUGCAUUUUUAACCUCUCUAUUUCAUGCUCAAAACGUGUCCACUUUGUGUCCUACUUUAACGCUCCAUGGCUUAAAUGUUUUGCUUCCCUGGAAAAACUUUGAGCAGUAGUGAGGGAGCUGCAGCCUAGGGCAGGAACAACCUGGUCUAGGCCUUGGGCAACCUGGUCUAGUGGAAGGUUGUUCCUGACCAUGGCAGGGGGGUUGGAACUGAGUGGUUUUCAAGGUCCCUUCCAACCCAAACCAUUCUAUGAUGAUUCUAUGACUGAUCCCUUGCUGGGAAUCUGCAGGAAUGGGCCAUGCCAGCAUCUCUGGAAAGGCCCUAAUGGGAUGACUGGAGUGCAGCCAAGCAUCCUGGGGCACUGGGAAUUCUGUCAUGGUACCCAGGGCACUGCUGGGGAUGGGCAUGGGGACCUCCAGUGUGUUUGGAAGUGGCCAGGGUCCACCUCAUCGCUGUUUACCCAGGCUGUGCUUCUGCACCCUGUGUGUCUGGAGCUUCAGUUCCAUUUCCUCCUUAGAUAGACUUCAUCAUGGUCUUUAACUCAGAAGCUACCUGCACAGGCCAGGUGUGGCUGUAAAUAAGGGACUGUGCUGAGUAUCUGUUCAUAUUUAUCUGUAUAAAGAGCUGUACAUAGGGGAGAAGACAGCGGCCCCAGGAAUGUCUCCAGACCUGUUUCCCUCUCUCCAGUGCACAGGUGGGCGUCUGCCCAAAUGUGCUUCUGGACUCCAGCAUGAGGGGUGUGCUCCAUUUUCAGUCCCCUUGUCUCUGACCCCAGUGAGCUCUGGUACCAUGAGUUUGCACAAUGAGUCCUUGACCUUGCACAGAGCCCUUCUGGAGAUGGUGCCAGCAUGAGGGGAGCUGGGUCAGGUCGGUCUUUUUGGCUGUCUUCUCACCUCUGGGUCUUGUGCAAUGGUGUGGGGGCUGUUACCCAAAUCUGGGGGUUUUCCUACAGCCUCUCCAGCCCCCAGAGCAGAGGUAGAGCAGCAGAGGGAAGGUGGGGAGUGUGGCUUGGGAAGGAGCCCAGCCAUGCUCCAAAUGGUGAGUGCCUGCUCCUCAGGCAGGAAGCUGCAGGCCAGGGGCUGCCAGCCACCCACUUCUCACCUAUGAGAACGUGAGGAGAAACUUGUUUGGUGUGAGGGUGCUGGAGCUGGCUGCCCAGAGUCGUGGAGUCUCCUCUGGAGAGAUUCCAAACCCACCCUGACAUCGUGAUCCUGGGCAAGCUGCUGUGAGAUGCCUCUGCUUUAGCAGGGGGGUUGGACUGGAUGAUCUGCAGAGGUCCUUUCCAAACCCCACUGUGCUGGGAUUUGGGGGUUCUGUUUUACAUCCCCCAGGUGUCCUUCAAAUAACACCAGUACGGAGCCAGGUAGACCCAGUGUCUCCCCAGGUGCGUUCCUGAUGCAUCAUGAGCACUCUGCUUCACCUCCCAGAGCAGCAGCAGCAGCUGUGGAUCCAUCAGCUCAGAGGUGCAGGCUUCCUGAAGGAGCACCGCAGCGGUGGGGAUGCUCCCACCCACAUCCCACAACCCUGGGGACUCAACACAGCUGAGCUGAACCCCUCUGGAGCCGCAGCUGGCUUCAUUCACAGUCACACGUUGGCUGCUCCAGGCCUGUGCUUGUCGCCCAAGCUGCUGGAGGACCUGUGGCUGUCCCUCAAAGUGUUCCUCUCUUGUACUCUCCGUAGCCUUCAGUGUAUCCCCGAGUGCCUUACACAGCUCCUGAGAAAAGCUCCUGACCGUGAAGAGAAAACACACCCAGGGAUCCUUCAGGGGGGCCUGGCACCAGCUCCCUUCACACCCUGGAUGCCACUACCACCCCCCAGCCUGAGGGCCAGUGGUGUGGAUUUGCUUUAGACUCAGGAAACAGCCUUGUGAGUCUGUGUGAUAGACCCUGGACCUACCUAUUUGGCAGAGGAGCCGCCGUCACCUUAUGCAAACCCCUACCCAGAGACCAUGUUUGUCCCCCUUGGGCUGGCAGGCCGUGACCGUGGCCUCUUGGAGAACCCCAGCGACCCUGCCCUGACUGCUCUGUGCUGGGUUCAGUGCUGGAAGGGGACUGGUCAGCCCCACAGAGGGGCUGGGCUGAGCAGUUACAGAAUUUUACAGAUAUUUUUGUAUGGUGAUUCAUAUAAUAUAUAGCAAGAGACUUUCUAUUCAUUUGUAAAGUACCUACAGUAUUGUCAGCUUUUAAUAAAAAGAGACCUUUUAAGCCCUUCA